CGACGUUUUAUCAUUUGCCCCUCAGACUUUGCCUUCUUCCCUUUUGGCCUCUUUCUCAUUCGAUCACCGGAGCUUCAUCUCUCUCUCCGACGCUUCUUCAAUCGGAUCUGGGUUUUGAGAUUGAAUUCUAGGGUUUCGUGAAGAUGCCGGCCACCGCAGGAAGAGUUCGUAUGCCAGCGAACAACCGUGUUCAUAGUAGUGCGGCGCUUCAGACUCACGGGAUAUGGCAGAGUGCGAUUGGUUACGAUCCUUACGCACCGACGAGCAAAGAGGAGCCGAAGACGACUCAGCAGAAAUCCGACGAUCCCGAGAACUCGUACGCGAGCUUUCAGGGACUUUUGGCUCUUGCUCGUAUCACUGGAUCGAACAAUGAUGAGGCUCGUGGGUCGUGUAAGAAGUGUGGCCGUGUUGGGCACUUGACGUUUCAGUGUAGGAACUUUUUGAGCACUAAGGAGGAUAAGGAGAAAGAUCCUGCUGCGAUUGAAGCUGCUGUUAUGUCGGGGUUAGAGAAGAUUCGAAGCCGUGUUGGUAGAGGUGAGGUGAAGGAGGAAGAGAGUAGUGAAGAGGAAGAGGAGAGUGAGAGUUCUGAUUCUGAUGUUGAUUCUGAGAUGGAGAAGAUUAUAGCUGAGAGGUAUGGGAAGAAGAGUGUAAAGAAGACGACGAGUUCUUCUUCUCUGAGGAAUAAGAAGAAGAAGGAGAAGAAGAAGCGUGUUUCCGAUGAUGAUGAAUCUGAUUCUGAUUCAGGGGAGAGGAAGAGAAGACGGAGGUCGAAGAAGCGGAGAGUGCAUAAGAGGAGGAGUUUGAGUGAGUCUGAGGAUGAGGAAGAAGGAAGGAGUAAGAGAAGAAAGGAGAGGAGAGGGAGGAAGAGAGAUGAUGAUGAUGAUGAUGAUUCUGAUGAGUCUUCUGAUGACCGAAGACGAGUGAAGAGAAAGAGUAGAAAGGAGAAGAGGAGAAGGAGAAGCAGGCGUGAUUAUUCUGACUCAUCUGAUUCAGAUUCCUCUGAGGAUGAUGCAAGUGGUAGUAGAAGACAGAAGCGGAGGAACAAAGUUGCAGCUUCUUCUGACUCUGAUGUUUCAGGAGAUGAUGUUUCUCGCGUUGGAAGAGGUUCUUCUAAGCGGUCUGAGAAGAAGAGCAGGAAACGCCAUCACAGGAAAGACUGAAAAAGUAAAAGACCGGUUUUUUAAUUUGCUUCAUUUGCCAUUUUCACUCUCCAUUUAUCUUUCUAUAUCAGUCUAUGUACAAUGCUGAAUGAUGAAAAAACUCAGCUUAUGGGAUUUGAUAUCGUGUUGGAGUGUCUUGUGGUCUGUUUGUUUCAAGAAUGUAUUACUGUUAAGAAAGUGGUGUUAAUUGUGAGUCUUUUAACUCUUGUUGCUUCAAGAUUGAGUUAAGAUUUUGA
Molecule: messenger RNA, 1396 nt
Organism: Eutrema salsugineum
Lineage: Eukaryota; Viridiplantae; Streptophyta; Magnoliopsida; Brassicales; Brassicaceae
Product: CAX-interacting protein 4
Exons: 2
Coding region: 144-1160 (338 amino acids)
Molecular function (GO): zinc ion binding; nucleic acid binding
Source: RefSeq, a predicted model, not a curated record